AUGAAGACUGCUCUUGCUAUCGUAUCGGUUCUGCUUUGUAUGACAACCAUUGUGUCUGCUAUCGUAACAGACUAUGUGAUCCAAACUGAUCCACGAAUUUGUAAAAACAGCGUGCUAGCUUUUAAAGUCCAUGGAACAUCAGUAAUUGCUUGCCCAGGUGGUUGGAGUGGACAUAUUAGUAACUCUAGAUUGUGUGGAAGAGGUUAUCACUUGUGCAAUAAAAAUGAUAAAGGGCCCAAACUUUCCAAAAUUAGCUACUCACAUGGCAUCAAAAUUCCCGGCUGUUAUGCCUUUAAUGCAGCUCAUGACUUUGGACAGUGUAUUGACUGCGAGAAUAAGCGACAUCAUGAUGACUUAGGUGGCGUUGGUGUUACAUGUCCCAGAAAAACUACCAGUCAAAGUACAUCUUGUUUAACCGGUGGAACGAUUGAUGCAGCACCGAAUGUGAAUUCCUCCAAUAAUAAUAAAGGUUGCCGUUACCAUCCAGGAAUAUCAGGCGUUCUAUGCUGUAAGAAUUAA
This is a messenger RNA of Trichoplax adhaerens, 519 nucleotides long. RefSeq lists its product as uncharacterized. The coding region runs from base 1 to 519 and encodes 172 amino acids. NCBI's taxonomy places the organism in Eukaryota, Metazoa, Placozoa, Uniplacotomia, Trichoplacea, Trichoplacidae. The transcript is spliced from 3 exons. The record is from RefSeq and is a predicted model, not a curated record.